AUGAGCUUAGAAACCUUGGAUUCUCCUGAUGCUGCUAUCAAGAUACCUCCAUAUCAGCUAAGGGAGAAGUGUCUCCUUCCUCUCCAGUUGGCUCUGGAAUCGAAGAGCAUGAAGCUGGCCCAACAGGCUCUAGCAGGCAUGCAGAAGCUGCUGUCUGAUGAGAGGUUUGUAUCCAUGGAAACAGACUCAGAUGAGAAACAGUUGCUUAAUCAGAUGCUGAAUGCCGUCAAAGUGACUCCUUCGCUCAAUGAAGACCUGCAGGUUGAAGUGAUGAAGGUCUUGCUCUGUAUAACAUAUACCUCCACGUUUGAGCUGAAUGGGAGUUCAGUGUUGAAGAUUGCUGAGGUUUGCAUUGAGACAUAUGUAUCUAGCUGUCACCAGCGGAGCAUUAACACCGCUGUGCGGGCAACCCUCAGCCAAAUGUUGAGUGACUUGACUUUACAGUUACGACAAAAGCAGGAAAAUAUGCCAAUUGAAAACCAUGACGCCUUGCAGAAAUUCAAGACUCAAGGUACUUCAGCUGGGUCUCUUUGUGAUGAUGUUGUAUCUGUCCUCACUGUGCUCUGUGAGAAGCUCCAGGCUGUCAUAAAUGACAAUCGGCAACUUCAGCUUCUUUACUUGGAGUGCAUCCUCUCCAUGUUAAACAGCUCCUCUCCGAGCAUGCACCAGCACAAAGGAUUCACUGAUCUAAUAUGGAAGCAACUGUGUCCAGCCCUAGUAGUAAUUCUGGGAAAUCCAAUCCAUGACAAAACUAUCACCUCUGCCCACAGCAGCAUCUGCCUUGAGGCUGAUUCACCUUCCUCAGGGAUCUCUGAUCAUGGCCGGGGUUCAGGUUGUUCCUCCACAGCACCUGCCCUUAGUGGGCCAGUUGCACGGACCAUAUAUUAUAUUGCAGCAGAACUGGUUCGACUGGUGGGGACAGUGGAAUCCAUGAAGCCUGUGCUGCAGUCUCUCUAUCACCGGAUACUGCUUUAUCCACCACCUCAGCACCGAGUAGAAGCCAUCAAAAUUAUGAAAGAGAUACUUGGCAGUCCUCAGCGGCUUUGUGAUUUGGCAGGGCCCUGCUCUUCUGAGUCAGAAUCCAGGAAGAGGUCUAUUUCUAAAAGGAAGUCCCAUCUGGAUCUUCUCAAACUUAUCAUGGACGGGAUGACAGAAGCGUGCAUCAAAGGUGGUAUUGAAGCAUGUUAUGCUUCAGUGUCCUGCGUCUUUGCCCUGCUUGGAGCAUUAGAUGAGCUGAGCCAAGGGAGGGGUCUUAGUGAAGAGCAGAUCCAGCUGCUGCUCCGGCGCUUAGAAGAAUUGAAGGAUGGGACCGAGACGAGCAGGGACUCCAUGGAGAUCAAUGAUGCCGACUUUAGGUGGCAGAGGCGCGUCCUGUCCUCAGAAAAUCCUGCCUGGGAAUCCGGAAAUGAGAAGAGUCCUGAUAUUAGCAUUAGCGUUACCACAGACACUGGUCAGACCACUUUGGAAGGGGAUAUGGGACAGACAACUCCAGAGGAUAACCCAGAAAGUCAAAAAAACUCACUGCCAUCUCCUGCUGGACACGAAAGCAAAGAGAUACGUUACAGAGAACCAGAGUCAGAAACCAUCGACCAGCCAGAUGUUGUCCAGAGAAGCCACACCAUAGUCUAUCCAGAUAUAACUAACUUCUUAUCAGUUGAUUGCAAGACCCGAUCCUAUGGAUCCAGAUACAGUGAAAGUAACUUCAGUGUAGAUGACCAGGAUCUUUCUAGGACUGAGUUUGAUUCAUGCGAUCAGUAUUCCAUGGCAGCAGAGAAGGACUCAGGCAGGUCAGAUGUCUCAGACAUAGGCUCUGACAAUUGCUCCCUGGCUGAUGAGGAGCAGAUGCCACGGGAUUGUCCAGGUCACAGGUCCUUACGUACUGCUGCUCUCUCUCUGAAAUUGCUGAAAAACCAAGAAGCAGACCAGCACAGUGCACGGCUGUUCAUCCAGUCACUUGAAGCUCUUCUUCCUCGGCUUAUAGCUCUUCCCAGCAUAGAGGAGGUGGAUGGAGCACUGCAGAGCUUCUCUUCAACCUUUUGCUCAGGUAUGAUGCACUCACCAGGAUUUGAGGGAAGCCUAAAUUUCAGCUUCCAGACUCUGAUGAAUGCAGAUAGUCUCUACAUGGUCUCACAUUACACUCUGCUGCUCAACCUAAAAUUGGCCAACUCGGAUUACUACAGGAAGAAGCCUGCCCAAGCCCCUGUGUUGCUGAAGGAGUUCAUGAAGCAGGUCCAGUCCAGUGGAGUGUUGAUGGUAUUUUCCCAGGCCUGGGUUGAAGAACUGUACCACCAAGUACUAGAAAGGAACAUGCUGGGGGAAGCUGGAUACUGGGGAAGCCCUGAAGAGCACAGCCUUCCACUUAUCACCAUGCUGACCGACAUCGAUGGCUUGGGAAGCAGUGCAAUUGGUGGCCAAUUGAUGGCAUCUCCUUCAGCUCAAUCUCCUCUUUCCCAAAACCGGAAGACAGAUGAUUCUGUUGUUGCAGGAGUUGCUUUUGCCCGAUACCUUUUAAUCGGCUGUUGGAAGAACUUGAUUGAUACUUUGUCCACACCACUGACUGGCCGCAUGGCAGGCAGCUCCAAGGGGCUGGCCUUCAUCUUGGGAGCAGAAGGAGCCAAGGAGCAGAACCAAAAGGAGAAGGACUCCAUCUGUGUGAGCCUGGACGGACUGAGGAGGGCAGCCCGGCUGAGCUGUGCUCUAGGAGUUGCUGCUAACUGUGCAUCUGCUCUUGCCCAAAUGGCUGCUGCCUCCUGUGUCCAAGAAGAGAAAGAGGAAAAAGAAAUCCAAGAGCCCAGUGAUACUAUAGCUCAAGUGAAACAGAAAGUGGAGCAGAAACUGGAGCAGAUGGGGAAAGUGCAAGGAGUCUGCCUGCACACUGCUCAUGUUUUGUGUAUGGAUGCAGUCCUUAACGUGGGCCUGGAGAUGGGAAGCCACAAUCAGGACUGUUGGCCUCAUGUGUUCAGGGUGUGCGAGUACAUCAGCACACUGGAGCACACCCACUUCAGUGACGGUGCUGCCCAGCCCUCCCUUACCAUCACCCAGUCACAGCAGGCACCUGGAGGGCUGCACCCAGACUCUGAGCCUGGGGAGUCUCCCCAGACACUGACCUCCGAGCAGGAGACCACCCUCAGCAGCAAUCCUGUCAUUCAGCCGGUUUCUAUCCAGGAACUCAUCAAAGAGAGCAGUAAGGGCAGAGCUUUUGACUUCCGUGGAGGCAGCCUGCUCUGUGGGACCAGUGCUGCUAAGGCUGUUCUCACACUCUCCACGCAAGCUGACAGGCUCUUUGAAGAUGCUGCUGACAAGUUAAACUUGAUGGCAUUAGCAGGCUUCCUUUACCAGCUCAAGAAGGCUUCUCAGGCCCAGCUUUUCCAUUCAGUCACAGAUACAGUUGAUUACUCCCUAGCAAUGCCAGGUGAAGUAAAAUCUACCCAGGACAGGAGAAGUGCACUUCACUUGUUCCGGCUUGGUGAUGCCAUGCUCAGAAUUGUAAGGAGUAAAUCUCGCCCGUUGCUCCACCUCAUGCGCUGCUGGAGCCUGGUGGCACCUCACCUUGUAGAGGCUGCCUGUCAUAAGGAGAGACACGUGUCUCGGAAAGCUGUCUCCUUCAUCCAUGACAUCCUCACUGAAGUGCUGACAGACUGGAAUGAGCCUUCUCAUUUUCACUUUAAUGAGGCACUUUUCCGCCCCUUUGAGCGUAUUAUGCAGCUAGAGCUGUGUGAUGAGGAUGUCCAAGACCAGGUGGUCACCUCUAUAGGAGAGUUGGUGGAAAUGUGUUCUACCCAGAUCCAGUCAGGAUGGAGACCCCUGUUCAGUGCCCUGGAAACAGUGCACAGCAGCAGCAAGUCAGAGGUUAAAGAGUACCUUGUAGGAGAAUACUCUGUGGGGAAACGCCAGGCUCCGGUGUUUGAUGUCUUUGAAGCAUUUCUAAACACAGACAGCAUCCAGGUCUUUGCCAAUGCCGCCACCAGUUAUAUUAUGUGCCUUAUGAAGUUUGUCAAAGGACUGGGGGAAAUAGAUUGCAAGGAGAUGGGUGACUGUGUGCCAGGAUCAGGAUCUGCAUCUACAGACUUGUGCCUUCCCGCGCUUCAUUACCUCAGGAGAUGUUCUCAGUUGUUAGCCAAAAUCUAUAAAAUGCCCUUGAAACCCAUCUUCCUCAGUGGCCGGAUGGUUAACUUGCCCCGAAGAGUGCAGGAACAGUCAGCCAGCAGUGAGGACGGUAUUGAGUGCAUCCUUUCUGACUGUGAUGACGACACUGGCCUUAUCAAUGUCUGGAUUAUUCUGCUGGAAGAAUUAACAACUGCCAUAUCCAACUGUCCCCGUCAGCACCAGCCUCCUACUUUGGAUCUGCUCUUUGAAUUGCUGAGGGAUGUUGCCAGGACACCUGGCCCAGGAUUUGGCAUUUAUGCAGUUGUACAUCUUCUUCUUCCCACGAUGUCUCUUUGGCUCCAUCGCAGCCAUGGUGACCAUUCUUACUGGGAUGUGGCAUCUGCUAAUUUCAAGCAUGCCAUUGGCCUUUCCUGUGAACUCGUAGUGGAGCACAUUCAAAAUUUCAUACACUCAGAUAUUGGUUAUGAAAAUAUGAUCAAUACUAUGCUGAAAGAUCUUUUCAAGUUGCUGGUAGCCUGUGUAGCAGAACCAACAGAAAUUAUUUCCAGAGUUGGCUGCUCUUGUAUCAGGUAUGUGUUAGUGACAGCAGGGCCUGUUUUUACUGAAGAGAUGUGGAGGCUUGCGUGUUGUGCCCUGCAGGAUGCGUUCUCUGCCACGCUGGAGCCAGUAAAGAACCUGUUGGGCUAUUUCCACAGUGGUUCUGAAAGCUUUAGUGGAGAUGCCUGUGAAGUGAAGGUGGCAGCCCCCUCCCUCUCGCCAAGUGCUGAAGCUGAAUACUGGAGAAUCAGAGCCAUGGCACAACAGGUCUUCAUGCUGGAGACUCAGUGCUCCCCAAAGACCCCUAGCAACAAGGAAGGGUUUGAACAUGCCCAGUCGUGCGUGCUCAUCAUUGACCUGCCACCAGAUAAGAAACCAAAUGGGCAUACCCAGAGAAGUAUUCCUUUCAGGACGAUAGUGGUGAGCUUGCUGUCCCACCAAGUACUGCUCCAGAAUUUAUAUGACAUCUUACUGGAAGAAUUUGUGAAAGGCCCUUCUAACUUGGAGGAGAAAAUGACAAUACAAGUACCAGAAAACAAGUUGGCUGGUUUCCUCAGGUACAUCUCCAUGCAAAACCUGGCUGUCAUCUUUGACUUACUGCUGGACUCCUACAGAACAGCCAGAGAGUUUGACACCAGACCUGGGUUGAAGUGUUUGCUGAAAAAAGUGUCUGGCAUUAGUGGAGCUGCCAACUUGUAUCGCCAGUCAGCAAUGAGCUUCAACAUCUACUUCCAUGCUUUGGUUUGUGCAAUCCUGACAAACCAGGAGAACAUUACUGCAGAGCAAGUGAAGAAGAUCCUCUUUGAAGAUGAUGAGAGAAGCACAGACUCGUCACAGCAGUGUUCUUCAGAAGAUGAAGACAUUUUUGAAGAAACCGCCCAGGUCAGUCCCCCACGAGGGAAGGAGAAGAGACAGUGGAGGGCUCGAAUACCAUCUCUGAGUGUACAGCCUGUCAGCAAUGCAGACUGGGGAUGGCUAAUCAAGCGGCUUCAUAAGCUCUGUAUGGAACUGUGCAACAACUAUAUUCAGAUGCAUCUGGACCUGGAGAAUAAUGUAGAGGAGCCUCCAGUGUUCAAAGGCGACCCUUUCUUCAUUUUACCAUCCUUUCACUCAGAAACCUCCACCCCAUCAACCGGAGGGCAAUCUGGGAAGGACACACCAUCGGAAGAUGACCGGAGUCAAAUCAGGGACCAACUGGGAGACAGCCUGACACCGCGAGGAGGGAGUGGAGAAAUGUUGCUGCUACCUCCACCUCUAAGUCCUAAACCAGAGAAAAAAGAGCAAACCAGGAAAAAAGAAUGGUGGGAGAGUGCUGGCAACAAGAUCUACACCAUAGCCACUGACAAAACUAUCUCCAAGCUCAUGACAGAAUACAAGAAGAGAAAGCAGCAACAGGCCAUGACAUCCUUCACCAAAGAGGUCAAAGUGGAAAAGAAAGGGGAGCUCCUGGGCUCAAGGGGGCCAGACUCGCCCAUACUCCAGCGGCCACAACAUCUUAUAGAUCAAGGUCAAAUGAGGCAUUCAUUCAGUGCUGGUCCAGAGAUCCUGAGACAAGAGAAGAGACCACGCUCAGGCUCCACAGUCAGUUCCCUGAAUAUAUCUGUUAGGGAUGCUGAGGCCCAGAUACAGGCAUGGACCAACAUGGUGCUGACAGUUCUCAACCAGAUUCAGGCCCUGCCAGACCAAACUUUCACAGCCCUGCAGCCAGCGGUGUUCCCCUGUAUCAGCCAGCUGACUUGCCACGUGACAGACAUCCGUGUCCGCCAGGCAGUACGGGAGUGGCUGGGAAGAGUGGGCCGAGUUUACGAUAUCAUCAUUUAAACCUAGCUGUGCUCUGUUGCAAAGGGGAGAAGACAUCCAAGGUAUACAGCAGAGAAGUAUUUGGGGUUCAUUAAAUGCCUGUUUGUUGGUGAUAAAUUAAGAAACACUGAGCUUGUCGAUGUAUAUCCUCUAUCCGCUUGAGACUGUGUCCCCCUCACUCACACUAGCAAAGGAGGCAAAGCGUGAGUGUGUCCAGGGGGGGUCUGGCAUGGCCCCAGGAUCCAGAAACUGCCAGUAAAUCAGGCUAGUACCUAAAGGGGUGAUACAUUUCAGUAGCCUUGAUCUUAAUUCAAAUUUGCAACAGUGGGAGCCACAUGAAACUGCAGCUUAACUUCCACACUUGCAAUUAGCUGUGAACGCAACUGUCAUCUGGAUGUCAAACCAGGCCCGUAAGCCUAUGU
This is a messenger RNA of Pygoscelis adeliae (Adelie penguin), 6866 nucleotides long. RefSeq names its product KIAA1244 ortholog (gene ARFGEF3). Lineage: Eukaryota; Metazoa; Chordata; Aves; Sphenisciformes; Spheniscidae. The transcript is spliced from 34 exons. The record is from RefSeq and is a predicted model, not a curated record. Gene Ontology annotation, biological process: regulation of ARF protein signal transduction. Bases 1 to 6465 code for a protein of 2154 amino acids. Gene Ontology annotation, molecular function: guanyl-nucleotide exchange factor activity.